AUGGGCAGACCACCAGCAACACGGGCGUGCGACAGGUGCCACGCCGUCAAGGAGAAAUGUAGACGUGUCUCUGGCCAGAGUGCCUGCGAACGUUGCCACCGACUGCAGAACACAUGCCAGAGCCUUAGACCCGUGGGAACCGCUGGCCGCAAGCCUCGUCACCAUCGUCAUGAGGGAAGUGCGACAACACUCCAAGUGCGUCGCGCCCGUAGCGCGAGCUCUUCUACUGUCUCAGCGGCAGCGUCAUCCAUCAACCAAGGCACCACUCCAGCGAGCCCUGCAUCGGACAUAGUCUCCCUACCAACAUCUCCAGCUAGAUCGGAUAUAGUGUCUACACCCAGGACUCUUUCCAUGUUUGCCGAUAUGAACGAAAGGGAGUUGUUCAUCAUCAAGUGCAUAUCACAAGGACGACCGCAGAUUGAGCAAUUCUUGGUAGCACCGAGCUUUCGGGUAAACCAUCACAAGACUUUUGCGCGGCACCUUCAUAACGCACCGCCAUGGAUCCACGACGCUUUGAUAGCAACUGCAGCUCUCUUGGCUUGCGAGUAUGAUCCCGAUCCCUCGCCCGAAGACAGGGCUAUCGGCCACAGACGGGCGGCUUCUGCGGUAUCCACUCUGCGCUCCGUCAGACCUCUCGACUCUGGAGACUUGCCUGUCAUUUUACUGCUAGCAGUGAGCGCACUCACCUUCGCAUUGCAUAUAUCCGGAAGCGGUUUGGCAAUAUGCAGACAUGCUCUCCUCACCAUCAAGCCCAUCUACGACUCGACUACAGUGCUUGAUUCUGAGUGUUCGGCAUUUUUCGUCUGCCUGAUCUUGUCAGAGACCGAGGAAUGCUAUCUAAUGGGCGAGGUGCCCACACUACGGUUCAAGAUGGAAAUUACGGACGGCUCUGUAGAUCGCUACGUGGGCAUUGCUGCGCCAAUGCUACCCUGCAUGUACGAUAUUUGCGAAGUCAGCUAUUUGUUGCGCCAGGACGAGCGACUUAGCGAUUCCGAAAUCACGGGAAUCAUUGAUGCAAUUGAGUUGGUCGUCCAUAAAUGGAUGCCUACACUACCCGAGGGAUGCGCCAGUCGUUUCUUGCAACAAGAAAUGGUGAGCCUAUUGGCUCAAGCUAACAUCUUCCGCUGGGCGGUGCUCCUCAUGAUUCACCGGCUGCGCUAUCCUUUCGGUACAGAAUUGGCAGCAGGCACAGCACUGUCACAAGCAAUACUUGAAGAAUUGCGUUCAGCGGUUCGACAUACCAAACGAUCCAUUCCACACAUGGAGAUUGCAUACAUGGUCGCUUGUUUUGAACUCACGGACCUUAAGGAACGUCAAAUGGCACUUGAGCAGAUUGAUAUUUUUAUUGAAUUUUCGAGAAGAUCAAGAAUCAGGCUAAGAGAUCAAUUGACUGCAUUUUGGGCAAUCAAAGACAUUCGAGGACAAGUACACUGGUGCGACGCCGUCUCCUGGCUGCCACAUUGA
Molecule: messenger RNA, 1464 nt
Organism: Bipolaris oryzae ATCC 44560
Lineage: Eukaryota; Fungi; Ascomycota; Dothideomycetes; Pleosporales; Pleosporaceae
Exons: 1
Coding region: 1-1464 (487 amino acids)
Biological process (GO): regulation of DNA-templated transcription
Molecular function (GO): DNA-binding transcription factor activity, RNA polymerase II-specific; zinc ion binding
Source: RefSeq, a predicted model, not a curated record